Lutzomyia longipalpis is the source of this 5384-nucleotide messenger RNA. RefSeq lists its product as uncharacterized. The record is from RefSeq and is a predicted model, not a curated record. The transcript is spliced from 7 exons. Bases 1111 to 4560 code for a protein of 1149 amino acids. NCBI's taxonomy places the organism in Eukaryota, Metazoa, Arthropoda, Insecta, Diptera, Psychodidae.
AGCUCCAUAAAGUUGUGAACUCGAUUGGAGGACAGACGCAGCUGCUGCAAAAAUUCAGUCUUUCAGCGCAAAGCGAAAGAAUUUUUGUUCUUGUUGAAUUUGUGUAGGUUUUUUUUUAUAAUUUGUGUGAUUUUUUAAAUCUUUUAAUUUAGUGUAGAAUUAAAUACUAAAAACACCUAUAAUUGUAUACAAAAAAGGAUUAUUUCGACAGUCGUAGUGGUUUGGAGAAGAAAUAAAUAUGUCUGAUUGUGAAGAUUUUUCUGUGCAAAAUCCCCUAUAUACACAUCUUAAAUGUUUAUAAGGGUUAAGAAAAUAAUUGAAUAAAUGUGUGAAGUUUUUCGGUGUUUAAACCUGUUUUGUGUUAUAUUCUUCCACAUUGCAUCUCUAUAGUUUUUGAAGGGAUAUUCAAAAAGGAAAAGAAAAUUCCAGACGUGAGAAUCCACUUGAGCUGUAUAUUUGCCAUGGAAUUUAUUUAAUUUUGUGCUAUUUAACGAGUGAAUAUGUUCGUGAUGAUCCAGUGCAGUUUCUUUUCUUUACAUCUUUCAUACAAAAAAGUAUACUGAAAUUCAGUGUUUCGUAAAAGAUGCACGAGUAUUUAACAUUAAAUGGCGAAUUGCGCUAUUUGGUUCCACAUGAGAUGACGCUGCUCUACUCCGCUGGACGGUUAUAGAGCACUUGAGUGUUAUUUUUUUCAACACUUAUCCAUUAAUACAUUUCUCUGUGUUAUGAUUAAUAUACCAGUAUUAUAAUUUAAAAAAAAAACAUGAAGAAAGAGUAUUUCGAAGGUGUUUAUGCUCACUGGUUAGCAAAGUGAAAUUAUAAAUAUUUGAGUGCUUCAUGAGUAGUAAAAGAAAAAAAGAAGAAGAUGGUUUUUUGCAAAAAGAAGAUGUGAAGUACUGUUAGCUCAACGUUAUUGGAGGAUAAAAGAAAAAAAAAAGAAGAAGUGUAGUGUCUGGUUAACACAAAAUUACUCAAGUGAAUUCUGCAAUAGAUACAAAAAAGCCCAAUUGUGCGGAUUUUAUAUACCUACAUCCACAAGGAUAAUUAACUCUCAUCUCUCCUUUGUCUGCUGAAUGAGUUUGUUACAAAAAAUACGCUGAUUUAACCAAGAUGUCAACUGGACUAAUGUCUUGUGUUCGUGAAAAUUCACCACCGUUAGAAGGUGUAUCAAUCCAACUAGAUGAUGGAGACAAUGGAUUCUCACAUUCUCCAGAACCAUCAGAGGCACAGAAACGUCGAAGAUUUCAUCCACUGAGAAAUCUGCGGCGAAUCUUCCGCAGGCGAACAGUGCCACGAGGAGACUUCACAGGUCACAGUGGAGACAACUGUAGUAGUAUCCCAAGUGGCGGAACUAGUCAAGUGGUUAAUUCGUCUGACUCCAGUUCUCCACCAUCAAUAGUUGAUGUUACAGCAUCUGGAUCAGUCACAUCUGGUGGAUAUACAACAACAAUUUACUUAUCAAAAGAAAGACAAGAAGGAAAUUUUGAAAGUAGAAGUGGUAAAAUUGGAAAAAGAAAGGAUAUCCUCGAUGAGAUGGAGCAAGAUAUGACGGACUACCAGAGAAGCUUUAGUGAUGGAUUACUUUUAGAUAGUGCGUAUAGCUGUGACGCUUUAUCACAAUCUCAUGAUAGUGUUUUCUCUGAAUCAGCAAAUGCUAGCAGUCUAUCAAUUGUACUAAAGGCUGAAUUGGUGGAUGUAUUGCGAAAAAGACGAAAUCGCCCUGAUGCUUCUGAUGAAGACUUAGGAUUACCACGUAGCCCAACAACACCACAAAAAAAGAAUUGUCCCCUGAAUCACAGUGAAGGAUCUUUGAGCUUAUUAAGUAUGGUUAGUACAGAAAUGGAAGCAGAGCCCUAUAUCGCUUUAAGUGGUAGCAGUGCUCCUACGAAGCGGUCUCUUGAUACCUAUCAAGUCCCGGAAGAACAAGACUUGAAUCUAUCAAGUGGCUCCAAGUUAAGUCAUUCAGCAGCUCGACACAAAAUGGCUGUACGUCCAAAUAAGAAGAAAGGCCCCAGUAGACAUCGUCGAGCAAUUGAGAUGAAGAACUCCGCAUUACCAGUUACACCAGAACUCAAUGAGGAUACAUUAAAAAUCACAUCAAACUUUACUUUGGAUAAAAAAGUGAGGUCAAAAUCACUACCACCGGGUGUUAAUUCAAAAAUGCUGGAGGAGCAAUCAUCUAAUUGUCUACAGCUAUCCACGAAUAUGCUUACAAGUUCAACUGAGUCAUCAUCAUCCACGAUAUAUGUGAAUCCACAACUAUCAAAGAGUUAUGCAUUUGAAAAGGAAACUGAAAGUGUAUCAUCAUGUGAGGAGCGACAGGAAGCAUUUGCGUCAGAAAUCAAGGAGAAUUUGCGCAAUUUAACCAGUGGAAGUGCUGAGAAUAUUAAUUUAUUCCCAAGUAAGGAUCAUGGAAGGGAGCAAGAUGAUGGCUGUGGGAGGAUAAAAGUGGCAAAAGAGAACAAAAUGCGACAACCACGUUCAGGGGCAGCUGCAAGGCAGCGUAUUAUACCCAAAGAUCUAUCAUUUUCACCAGAAGUUUCGAGAAGUACAAAGAUUUCAAUUGGUGAAGGUACAUUGGGACAUAAGGAGAUUGCAGAUACUCCGAAAAUUUGUGAUUUUCUACCACGAACCGAACCAAAGAUUAAUUCGUGUGAAAAAUUAUACUCUCCUAAGCUCAUUAAUGAAAGUGGAAUAUCUAUAAAGUGUCACGAUACUGUAACACCUAUCCGUGGUAUUGAUGAAGAUAAAGACGCUGUGGCACCACCCCCGAAAGUUGUUUGGCCCGACAGUAGCACAUCUGCUGGUGCCAAGAAAACUAAUGACCUACAGGUGCGAACUAUUGAUGUACGUAAGUCACCACGAAGGAAAAGUGUUGAAAAGUCCAAGAGUUUUCGAUUCUACUGCGAGAAUGAUGCUGAAAAGAUGCCACAGAAUAAUUUACCGAGUUUACCAGAUCUCUCUCUGGGGGCAUUUGAUGAUAAUUCAACUUCCAGUGCAAAAAUUAAUUUAAUGAAAUACACACCAACAAUGAAAUUUGAGAUAAAUGAUAAUAAUUUGGUGAAACCAAAAGAGGAACCCUAUCACUUUGAGAAUAAUUCAUAUGGAAAGAAUAUUAUUUUAACACCAAAUAAAUAUGGGAAUACAACGAAUAUUUCUCAAAUUGAAGAGAAUAUUGAUAAACUCGUGAAGAGUACAUAUGUUACAGUGUUGAAGAAAUCACCUGACAAUGGUACUGAAGUAGUUGAGGCUAAAAUACGGCAUACACCAGCAAGGGAAUUACCAGUUGAACGUGAUGUGUCUGAUGUGGAAUUGCGUAAUAAUGGAGUCGAUGUUGUAAAGAAUCGUCGUCCAACACUCUCUGUGGGUGACAAUAAUUCAAAAGUUCCUGAAUUUAUGAAAAUUCAAUUGAAUCGUGUUGAUUCAACACGCCCCAAGAGUCAUGUUGUACUCUCGAAGAAUGUCAAAGAGGACAGUAUGCGGAGGCAUAGUACUGAAAUACUCGAAACCAUAAAGGUAACAACAACACCUGAUGAAAAGAAGGCACCCCAGAAAAAUGCACCGAAUGCUGUGAACAUUCCCAAGAUUGUGGCAACAAAGAAAAACUUUAUGGAUAGUAUUCAGUUUUCUGAACCAGUGCAGUCACGUACGACUGAAGCAUUAAACGAGGUGAAAACACUUUUAGCUGAGAGACGACUAUCAGUAUCAGAUGAGAAGGCCAAAAUUGAACGAAGAUUAUCUGUGAGUGAUGAUGCAAAAGUUGAGCGAAAUAGUAGAAAAACAUCUGAAGACUCCGGUAUUGUACCAAUUAAUCGCAAAGCUUCAUCCGAUGAUGAGAAUACGGUUAUUUUGCGAAAGAAAUCAUCAGCAACACAAUCAAAGGAAGAUAAUACACCCGAAUUGAUUAAAGUCUUUGCCAGGCGUUCCCUGAAGCUGAAGGAUACCGAUGAUAUGCAAAUGUAUGAGCAAUUUGAUAAGAAUAGCAUUUGUAAAAAUGCAAAAUCUGCAAAUAUAGACAGUGACAAGGAGAAUCAAUCAUCGAGUGAAGAGAAAUUGGAUCAUUUGACUAAGAAUGAAUCGGUAUUUGUGACAAAUGGGAACUUUGCAAAACCACCAUCAGGUAAAACAUUGAUGUGUGAAGAGAAACUUUCAACGCCGAAAAAGCAUACAGAACCAUGUGAUAACUAUCGCAAGGGUAGCCUAUUGAGCCCCAAACCAUUUGCCACAAAUAGCCCCAAUCGCUUCUCAACCAGUAAUGUACUACCCUAUCGUACUACAGCUACGACAUUUCAUGAUAUUCGCAAAAGUAUGGGAGUAUCAACGACCACUCCUGAAAUAACCAAUCACCAAAAUACGACAAAUAAUAAUAAUGCAAUAUCAAAUGAAAUAUCAAAUAAAAAUAAUAAUAAUAACAUCACAACAACUAAUGAUACGCAUGUUGCAACACAAAGUUCAACUGAAGAUAAUGGGAGUUUAGUCGAUGAGGAAACGUGUGAAUUUAAAGGAAUUCUCCAACGUCGUGCAGAAUGGGAGAAACGCGCAAAGGAUGCGUGCAAGUAAAUGAGUUUAAAAUGAAAAGAAAAGGUUUAUAAAAAAAGUGAUUGAAAUUUAGUAUGAAAAAUAUAUAUUUUAAUAAAAAACACAUUUACAAAAAAAGAGUCAAAUAUUGUAAAGUAUUUUCUAUUAAAUUAGACUUGCCUAUUAAUAUAUAGGAAUAGUUUUUUUCUCUAAAUAAUCUUGUAUAUACCUAAAUAUUAUAAUUGCUUUUCAUAUUUUACUUUCUCACUACUAAAUCAAUGUUAUGGAAAUUUUAGAAUGAAAGUGUUAUAGUUUAUUUUUGAACAAAAAAUUUUUUUAACCAAUGAAAUUAAUAAAAUUGUUGUAAAAUUGACAAAUAAAUUGAAAAGUUUUUAAGGACAUAUUAGAUCAUUGAAAAAAAAUGUUGCUCUAUUGAAUGUUAACUACUGUUCCCCAUAUUUAUAGAAAGCAAAAAUUAUCUAAUAAAACUGUAGAACAAUGAUGUUAAAUAAAAAAAAGAAAAUGUAUUUUCGAUCAAUUUUCAAUUUGAUCUUUGUAGACUGUUUUAUAUAAUUUCACAGAAAUAAAAUUCUUUCGCUAUAUUGAAAGUGAUUAUUAAAGUGAUUGAAUGCAUUGAUGAAAUAUCAAGAUCAAAUUGUAUAUCCAAGUAGGGUAUAUGCAUAUAACUUUCUAUGUGAUAAAUUUAAUCAUUGAGCACUAUUCCAUAAGAAUAUAAAUUUAUAUAUGCAUAUAGGUUACGCAUAGUUAACUAAAAUGUAUAAUUUACUGAAAAACAUACGACUAGUGUGACUAGUUAAUGUUACUAACUGUACUGAAAAAUAAUAUAAUACAAACUUAAUGUUAAA